UUAAUUAAACAGACAGAGCAGAAUCCGACUGAAUACGUUUCAAAAGGCAGCUCGCUAUGGGAAAACCAUCCCAAAACCAUCCCAUAAAUGGGCCACUAGAUGUCCUGAGGGAUCAGGGGACAAAAACCGGCACAAAAAGGGACUGCCAAGUAGACAAACCCAAGGAUGAACAGGCUGCAUUCCCUGACUCAAUGACCAUUGGCACUGCAAGUCUUUCUAGCCGAAUCGUGAUAUUUUCAUGAGAAAUUUAGGUUAAAUUGAAGUAAUGUGAUGUGAUGUGAAAGGUUUACAAAUUCAGAGGACACAUAAAACCACAGACAUGUUCACUUUAACAAAAUGUGAUGCUGCUUUUCUCUAAUAUAUGUUAAUGUGUCCUAUUUUUUUACAAGUAAAGGCGGAGAUUCACAUUUGCUGUAGAAGUUAGCAUUAGUCACAGUGAUCUGAAACACUGUUUUGUCUGUUUGAUGUUGCUUUGCUGUGGAUAUGGUAGUUCUUUUCUUGAGGACAAUCUUUGCUGUCACAAGAUGGGAACAAUAAGUUGAGCAGUUACACUACAAAUGGACUAAACUUUGCAGAACUAGACUGAACUUGUUUAUAAGGAAAAUGGGACUCAUCAUUAAAGUAUUUAGAUUAAACAGGCAUUUAAUAUUCUAACAAGAUAGUAAUGAAAAAUCACUUACCUUGUUGACACAGAAACAAAAAGGCCUUUAAAACAGCAAACUGCCUGUGAAUGUUGGGGAAGGAAGAGAGGCCAGAGAAAUGGUGAGCAAGGAGUCUGAUCACUUGCUCACAGGCCAAAGCAACUGCAAGAGCACCUUGGCAGACAAGCUGCCUGGAACAAUGACUGUGCGCUCUGUGCUCCUCAAUCGAGACUCACCAGAUAUUGAAAGUCGCCUCAAGCGGCGUCGCAACCGCACCCAUCAGGUGCGCUUCAAAGACCUUGAGGAUGGCAGUAGCAGUAGUGGCAACAGUGCAACAGGAGAAAACAACACCCGUCAACGGCAUGCCAAAGACCGUGACAGCCCACAUCCUCUACGCAAACACAGCAGCAUGUCCCCCCAGCCAUGGACUGACAGACCACACACUGAGGGCCUACUUGGUCAAACCUCUGUGGUGGGGGCUGUGCGUGGGGAUAUGGCCAGUACUAUAGAAAAGGUGGCUGCUUUUUUAGCACGGGCCCCACCUCAUCCACUGACACCUGGUCCCACACGCAGAUGUUGGGCACCAACACAGACUAACUCUCUAACUUUACCAAUGACACGAAGACCUAGUACAAGCACCAGCACAGCCAUUCAGACUUCACCAUGCCUCAAAAAACCUCAGUCUCUCUCAUCCACCCAUGCACGUAGCCACAGCAUUGGAGACUCAGUUGGUGUGGAUGGAGACGAUGAGCAUGACUCUCAAGAUGAGUACCUUAGCCACAACCAUGUGCUGCCUGGGUCCAAAGAUCAGAGCAGACCUCUGAGCUCCGGGGAUAAAACUGUUGUAGAACGAAGAUCUAAAGUAUUAAGGACAGAAAUUAAGUCAGGUGUUAUGGUAAAAUCAUCAAGACACAGCUGUCCACCUUCAGUUCUUCACAACAGUGAUCUGUGUCACUAUUCUUCUGUAUCUUGCCGAGAUGGUUCCAAGCGUCAGGGAAGUAGCACUCCUUCAGUAGUAAGGAGGAAAAAGCGCCUAAGCCGGACAACAAGUGAUCCUGGAAAGGAAGUGAACUUCUGCACCACUCCCACACAGACAGAAAGCCCCCCUCUAUCUCCUCCACCUUCAAAUACCAAACUCUGUACCACUGAAGUUCAAACUGAGCAUCUGUCCUCACCCCCAAAUUCAAAGCAUUGCACCACCCAAAGUCAAAUUGAACCUAAACAUCAGUCUCCAAAUUUGAGUGAAGAACACUUUUCAACACAAAUUCAAACCACAAAUUAUUGUCCAACUCUACCUCAGAAUGUGGAGCAGUGCACCGUUCUAAAACAAACAAACUCUCCAUGUCCCUCUUCCCCAAAUCAUAAACAUUGCACUGCACAAUUGCCAACUUGUAGCUUCAUUGCCUCUCCACCUCUAAUUACAUCACCCAGCUUACAUUCUGACAUCCCAGUAUCUGCCCUUGCAGCCAAAAACCCUCCCACCACCGAAAUUUCUACUGUGCCUUACUGUACUUCUCCUCCAAUGCCUGCAAAUGCCCCAAUACAAACCACUGAACAAUGCUCUAAGGCAGCUUCUUCAUCUCCUACCAAACCAGCAAGUGUCGCUCCUCCUCCACCCAAUAUCCUACCUAUUCCUUCUUCCACUUCUGCACCUUGUGCAUCUCAAAGCCGUAUUCCCUAUUAUACUGUUUUGUCUCCACCAACCCCACCCAGUAAAACUGUUGUUUGCUCUAGUAAUUCCUUUACUGCCCCACAGUCCUCGUCACAUAACUGCACCUCCCCAAUGCCAAAUCCAAUAUCAACCUCUUCCCUAACCUGUUCCUCCCCUACACCAAUGGUAAAUGCCAUCUUAACAUCUUGUGAACCAACCAAACAGCCCAGUGCUGUCACAGACCCAAGACAUAAACAGCCAUCAUCAGGUCUAAUGAAUAAUGUACCUCCCACAAACCUAACACCCUGUACAAUUGUGACUCAGACUGCCUUGUCGUGCACCUCCAUAUCAUAUUACACCAGUACACAUCCAGGUGGCCCCCGUGCACCUCACGUUAAUCAAACAUCACCUUCUUACACCACUGUUAUACAAACAGUAUCGCAUUGUAACAUACCAUACAAAACAGUGCAGAAUACCCCCCCUGCAAGCACAGGGAUAACCCUUUAUCCCUCUCCAGUUCCUAGACUUGAAUCUUGCACUUCUCCACCUCCAAUUGUGAAAACCUAUGUGUCCACUCUUCAAAAUGCUCAAGCUUGUGGGACUCCAACUAAAGCUGUUCCUUUGUAUUCUUCAACAUUUCGUGCUGCACCUCCAUAUACCCCCCCCUCUCAAGCCCCUUAUAAUGCUCAGGAUAAAAGGGGCAUUCGACUCCCACCUCCUCCUCCACCACCCCCUCCCUACACACCACGGAAAAAGGGAAGUGAGCCAGCAGGUGUCACAGCCCGAACACCCAUGCUCAGGACAGAGAGCAAGGCCAGUGAAAAAGGCAUGGAGAGGGAGGAAACGAAGAAGAAUACAAAGGAUAUGAAGUGUACAGACUCAUCCAAACUCUGUGGGAGAGCCAGUUCUCUGAAGCACAGAGCUCAAACUCCGCCAGUUCCUGUGAUGAAAGGAGAGAGGCGCUCCUCUACCUCCUCCCCUGCCAAAGCCUGUUUUAAGCCCAGCUGUCUUAGCUCAGCCCAGGCUCAGCUUGGGGUGCUACACAAAAUGCUCUGCUCAGGAGCCAGCGUCAGACCCAACACACCAAACAGCCAACACUCUCUGCCUCCUAACCAGCAGGGCUGCUCAGGAGCCAGGGGCUGCUCUACCUCUGGGGAGCAGCCUGCAACUGGACCACUGAGUCCCACACAAGCUGACACAUUAAGACAGGUUCAGGAAAUUCUUGGGGGGUUAAUGUCUGGGGCCAGGUGUAAACUGGACCCUUCACGGGUGACAGAAAAGCUCCUGAGCCCCAAUGGACCCCUGCAUGAUAUUCGUAGCCUGCAGAACCAGCUUCACAGUCUGGAGGGCGUCCUGGAGACAAGCCAGAACACCAUUAAGGUCCUGCUCGAUGUCAUUCAAGACCUUGAGAAAAAGGAAGCAGAGAGAGAUGGAAGACAUUCCUACAGGACCGGUCAGGACAUUGAGAACUGUGGGACCUGCAGGGACUGCGCCUGCAUCAUCUACAGUGUGGAGCACGACUUCCGUCUGCAAGAAGGGCAGGUGGUACGAACUUGGAAGGUGGGUGACCCUCCAGAGGGCUCACCACAGACUUCCACCCCCCAGGACACAACACCUCACCAACAAGACUCUCCGCAACUAGUGCGCCCCCCUGCCACCACCAAGAAGAACCGAAAGAAGUGCUUCUGGUUCCUCUGAGCAUCAGGGGAUGGAGCAAAAGACAUUCUGUUACUGUUAUUCACCGUGCACAUUUCUAAAAAAAGGAAAAAGACAUUUGAUUCGCGGGAUGGGAUGGGGUGGGGUGGGGUGGGGAUAAAAGAAAUACUGUGAAAUUACCAGGAGGAUUGAAAUGCAAACAAAUCAAUAUAGGGAGAGACAGUGAAAAAAUUUUGUUUUUUAUCUGCUUCUGCUAGAUAUGAUGGGAAUGAUUUAACUAGACUGCACAGGUUGUUUCUGUUGUUUGUAAUGCCUCUUCAGCACUUACAAAUUUGAUCCAGGUGCAGGAUAAAAAUGCUGAAGUCAAGCAAAUGCAAAAGUUUAGUCUGCCAUAUAACUCACAGUCAGGAAGCUAUUGAGAGACAUCAAGAGAAUAUAUAUUGUCUGUGUAUGGGAAAAAGGGGCAAUCCAGCAGAUAGGAUAGAGCAUAUUCAUUAAAAGUUAAAUUAAUAGAAUUGAGGUAAGAGAGAAAGAGACAGAGAUUAAUCUUUUUUUAAUGGAUUAAUGAUGGUCAGAACACCAGCUUUUAUAUCGAGUGACAUUUAAAACAAUGUAUUAUGACUCAGUUUAAAAGUUUUGUUAUACUUUCACUGAUGAAACUAUUAUGUGUGUCUACAUGUACAUGCAGUGCACACACAAAAGAUCCAACAUAUUUACAGAGAAAGCAUAUGUGAAUUGAUAAAAAUGGUGAAUUAAGUUCUGUACAUAUCAGAGCUGCUUGGAUGAUUUAUUUCAGAUAUGGAUUAAUGCGCUAUAAAAGUAUUUUAUCACAGUU
Girardinichthys multiradiatus is the source of this 4783-nucleotide messenger RNA. Its product is annotated as mucin-5AC. The transcript is spliced from 3 exons. Bases 760 to 3990 code for a protein of 1076 amino acids. Gene Ontology annotation, cellular component: postsynaptic density. The record is from RefSeq and is a predicted model, not a curated record. Gene Ontology annotation, biological process: inhibitory postsynaptic potential. Lineage: Eukaryota; Metazoa; Chordata; Actinopteri; Cyprinodontiformes; Goodeidae.